This is a messenger RNA of Haliotis rufescens (red abalone), 2152 nucleotides long. Its product is annotated as tyramine beta-hydroxylase-like. The record is from RefSeq and is a predicted model, not a curated record. Gene Ontology annotation, molecular function: dopamine beta-monooxygenase activity; copper ion binding. Lineage: Eukaryota; Metazoa; Mollusca; Gastropoda; Lepetellida; Haliotidae. Bases 139 to 1758 code for a protein of 539 amino acids. The transcript is spliced from 10 exons.
GACGGAGCAAGUCUACAGGGGAGAGCUCAAGGUGCUAUAACGUUGUGAAACACGGAGCGGGGCAUCGCCAUGGCCUAUCUGGGGUAAAUACAUCUAGAUACUGUUUUAUUGCAAAACACUGGCGUUGAAACAUUUGGGAUGGCUACCAAUAGUGACAUUUUGACCUUUCUCCUGCUGGUGGCGACUACAUCCGCCUACCGCUUCUACCAGGACGAGAUCCCGAACGGAAAUCACGUGCCCCACCCGUGUAAACCCAACUACUUAUGGUGGGGGGUCGGGCACGCCAACCCUCUAGGGGGUGGACUAAAGAACCCAUUUGGACAGGACUUCGCCCGUUAUCACAGUUGGACGCCGGAGUUGUGUCGCCUGGACUCGGAUGGGGAUGGAAUGACCAAUGGUCAAGAGCUGGGUGACCCUGAAUGUAUCUGGACGAAAGGAACGUUCCCGUCUACUUCAAGUGGCAUAACCCAUCCAGGUGUCUGUGACCCUUGGGGCAGCGAACAGUGCAGAGAAGCAAACCAGGCCGUCACUUGUGAAACAGGGGAAUUCAAAUGCGACGGCAUAGACAGUCCAGACGUGAUAAACAUAACGCUGCGGUUCCCCCCGACCCGAGUCCCCCCUGAGGAAACAAGCUACAUGUGCCUGACCUUUAACCUCGACAUGCUGGAUGACAACACUGACUACCAUCUGAUAGGCAGCAAGCCCUUCAUCGACAACGCUAAUGUCAUGCAUCACAUCACACUGACGGGAUGCGACGCUACAGGCGUGCCUCUGUCCCAGCCAGAGCUGUGUAACAUGGCGUCCCAGGGAUGCCAGCAAACCCUUCAGGUGUGGACGCUGGGGAUGCCGGGGGAGUGCGUGUAUCGGGAUGCCGGAUUCAAGUUUGGCAAGAAGGCAGGGAUGACGAUGCUCAACAUGCAGUUCCAUUGGACGAAUCCACAGAAGAGGACCGACUAUGUGGACAGCUCAGGCCUUGUCCUGUUCCUGACAAAGAACUUGAGACAAAAUAACGCUGCCUACUUCAGCACUGGACAGACGCAACUGGUCAUCCCGCCCGGCCAGCAGCGAGUGGUCAUGAAGUCCACAUGUACUGCAGAAUGUACCGGGAAACUAAUUAAGGAACCGGUGAAUCUUUUAACCGGCUGGAACCAUAUGCAUUACUUGGGUUACGAACAGAACGUGGAACAGUUCCGGAAUGGCGUGAAAGUGCGAGAUUUGACUCCAGAUGCGGUGUAUAGCUACGACAACCCAGUCGUUCACGUGUACGACCCUCCCGUGCAGCUGCUAGCGGGCGAUGUUCUGGAAACCACCUGCGUGUACAGGUCCACCUCGAGAACCACAACUGCCAUGUUUGGAGAGGGGUCAUACGAUGAGAUGUGUUUUGGGAUUUUCACCUACUACCCGGCCGAGGCGCUUAAGAGCGGGAAUUGCUUCACGUGGGGAGAUAUUGAUACAUGUAACUUCGAGGAAACUGGAUCAGUCAACGGCUGUUCUUUUUCUAUGCUGUUCAAUCAAUCCGAUCCUAUCAGAAAACAACUAUUUGACAAGGUUUUGGACAACUGUAAUUCCUACGGGAGCUGCCGUGCUGAAUGUCCCGCUGCCAUAGAUGAAGUAAAGCAGCACCCGUGCUUCAGGGGUCAAAUGGCGGCAUAUGUAAAAGACGUAAUGCGAAACUUUGGGGAGAGUUUGGAGACCACUAAAUUAUUCACUGCGAUGGAAUCAUGCGAGUGUGAAGUUAAGCGUGGCUCUUGGCCCUAGCCAAACAAGCGACCCUUGCUUGCGCCUCAAUUAUCUCGACAAUCUUGUACAUCUUUCUUUAAAUCUAUGUGCACAUUAAGGGGCAUUUCUGAAUACAGUGAAACCUCGUUCACUCGAAGUCAUCUUGAGUUCGACAGAAAUGAGUUCCGAAAACCGAAGCCAUUCAGUGCCAUCGCCAUAAACGAUAUACGAGAUAACGGACUUCAGAUUAACGAGAAAGCUGUAGAUUUUCUAUAUUCUUUUUUGAUUAUAUUAGCAUUUCACCAUUUGUAACAGCGUUUAAUUACUUUAUGUUUUCAGUUUUAAUUGUAUUUAAAUUAAAAUGUGAGAGCUUUUUAAAUAAGACAUGAUCUCAAUGUAAGUUCUAAAAUAUGAAUAAAAUUUAUGCUGUUUA